Diospyros lotus (date-plum) is the source of this 1479-nucleotide messenger RNA. RefSeq names its product xylan glycosyltransferase MUCI21-like. Gene Ontology annotation, molecular function: glycosyltransferase activity. Lineage: Eukaryota; Viridiplantae; Streptophyta; Magnoliopsida; Ericales; Ebenaceae. The coding region runs from base 1 to 1479 and encodes 492 amino acids. The record is from RefSeq and is a predicted model, not a curated record. The transcript is spliced from 3 exons.
AUGGAAGAAAAGGUGCAAAUCAACGGUUCUGGUGGAAGAUGUAGAGGUCGUUGUCGAUUAAGGAAGGUGGAAGGUGAAAAGGUAAAGGCGUUGACAAUGGCAGAAGGUAAAGAGGCGAAAGCAUUGGCAGUAUGGCGAAAUGUGUGGAAGCCAUCGUCAAUGGUGGUGAAAGGUGAAGAGGCAAAGGCGUCGAUCAAGCUCUCCACAAUCUCUACCCUACUUGCAGCCAUUUCAACCUCAACCCAUCAAGGAUCUGGACCCCGAGAUGGUGUCAAUGACUACUCGCCGUCGUCGUCGACCUCGAGUAGCCCAAUCGUCUGUGACCGGUCUCAUCAAAACUAUGAUUUAUGCUCCAUUAACGGCCCCACCGUGUUAGACUCAACCAUGUCCACCUUUUAUGCCGCCGUGGGUGGGUUGGGUUUAUUCAACUCCACCCACCAUGUUGUUGAAAGGGUUCGGCCUUACCCCCAGAAGAACUCGAGCCAAACCAUGGCUCGAAUCCAAGAAAUCACGCUCACCUCUGCCUCAUCUGGCCCGCCAUGCGCCACCCAACACGACGCUCCGGCCGUUGUGUUCAGCGUCGGCGGAUAUACCUGGAAUUUCUUCCAUGCCUUCAUUGAUGGCUUCAUCCCGCUCUUCAUCACCCUCAACUCCAUUGCCUCCCUUGUCGACGACGCUGACGUUGUCCUCGUCAUAGCCGAUUCCCAGGACUGGUGGGUCCGAAAGUACCAAGAUCUGUUCCGAAGCUUCAGUAAACAUCCAGUCAUCCUCCUCGGCAACGACACCUCUACCCACUGUUUCCCGGCGGCCACUGUCGGCCUGAUAUCGCAUGGAUUCAUGACAAUAGACUCAAGCCAACUCCUCACCCACAAAACCACCCAACACUUACAUAAAACACUCCAGAAAACCUACUGCCUCGCGGCCACAACCAACUCCACCGCCCGGAGACCGCGGCUAGUGCUUGUGAAGAGAACCGGAGGCGUCGGGCGCGUGAUAAUGAACCAAGCCGAGUUGAAAACCGCAGCGGAGGAGGAGGGCUUCGAGGUGAUCGAAUUCGAGCCGAGACAAAGCACGCCACUGAGCGAAGCUUGUGAGCUACUUAGAUCGAGCCACGCCAUGGUGGGCGUCCACGGCGCGGCGUUGACUUACGCGUUGUUCCUGCCGCCCAGGUCGGUGAUGGUGCAGGUGGUGGGGGUAGGGCUGGAGGAGGUGGCAGAGCUCUGCUUCGGGAGGAUGGCCAGGGACAUGGGGUUUGAGUACAUGGAAUACAGAGUUGGGGUGGAAGAGAGCAGCCUGGUGGAUAGAUAUGGAGAAGACGACGUGAUUGUGAAGGAUCCAAAGGCUCUGCAAGCUGGGGGAUGGUACGAUGCCAUAAUGGAAGUGUAUUUGAGGCAGCAAAACCUCAAGCUGAAUAUGCUCAAGUUCAGGCAAUACUUGAAGGCGGCCUACCACAAGGCGACACGUGUCAUGCAAAAUUAG